Molecule: messenger RNA, 321 nt
Organism: Ramularia collo-cygni
Lineage: Eukaryota; Fungi; Ascomycota; Dothideomycetes; Mycosphaerellales; Mycosphaerellaceae
Product: related to ribosomal protein S37
Exons: 3
Coding region: 1-321 (106 amino acids)
Biological process (GO): mitochondrial translation
Cellular component (GO): mitochondrial small ribosomal subunit
Molecular function (GO): structural constituent of ribosome
Source: RefSeq, a predicted model, not a curated record
AUGGUCGCCGGCAAGACGAACCCCGCGCAACUCGCCCGCUCCGCCGCCUCCACAUCCGCCGCCCCCAAACUUCCUCCACUCCCGAAACUGCGCGUGCGCAAGCCUGAUCGCGCUGAUGCCAAUCCCUGUGUGGCUGUCAUGAGCUCAAUGCUGGGUUGCUGGGCAUCUCAGGGCUACACCACAGCGGGUUGCGCCGUUCUUGAACAACAACUCCGAGUUUGCAUGGAUGCKAGGAAAGCGGGCCAGACGAAGAAGAGCACCAUCAACCACCAUCUCUCGCGAUUCUACCCCCAGAUCAUUGGGCCCCACAAACGGAAGUAA